AUGGCGUUCAAAUUUGUCUGGCUUGUCGAACUCUUCGAGACGCUCGAAGCUGCGCGGAAGGAUAAAGCACUUACCACGAACCGUAAUAUCGACGUCUAUGCUGAAGCCACCAAUAAAUGGUUCGACAAGUACGAACACAAACUUCAGAGAACAGGACCGUCUGCGAUAGCCUUUCUAUCAUGCAUCCUGCCAGAACGUCUGCCACAACGCACCUACCGAGUACAGGAGGACACUUUAGUUAAGAUCUUUUGUCGAGUUUUCCACUUGGGGCACACCAGUUCCAGUGCACUCCGCCGAUGGCAUGAGCAGGACGCCGACUUUGCAACCACGGUGGAGCACACAAUGGCCAAUUCGCAUCUGAUUAUGUCUAAGAAGCUAGUCACAUUGGAGGACAUUGACAAGACACUUCUUCAACUUGCGGACAAGGGGGCAACCAACACGAAGCGAUUGGAUGAAAUCCUGACGCCCGUACUACGACAUCUAACCCCACCGCACACCAAAUGGCUUGUUCGCAUGAUCCUGAAGUCCUAUACACCGAUACAUAUACCAGAAGCCACAGUUCUCCAACGCUUCCACUUCCUCCUGCCUGAUCUCCUGGCUGUUCAGAACUCCUUCGAUGCAGCGGUUGAGAUUUUGGAGCACGAUAACAUCAAGGCACUUCCAUACAACCCUGUAGGAAAAUCCCGAGAUGUCUACCUUGGGUUAUGCGCCGCACACAUCAGACCCAAGCUCGGUGUUAUGAUUACGCGUACACAAUAUGAGAAAGCACGGAGCAUCAAGCAUUGCUGUGACAUGGCCCGACAACGUCAUAUGAGUGUCGAAAGAAAAUAUGAUGGCGAGUAUUGUCAAAUACAUGUCGACCGCUCCAAGCCAAGAGGGAACCAAAUUCAAAUCUUUUCAAAGAGUGGGAAGGACUCAACGACCGACAGAGUUCGUCUCCAUGGAGUAAUCGAAGCAGGACUGCGGCUGGACCGAGAAGAUUGUGGCUUUGACCGAAAUUGCAUUGUCGAUGGUGAGCUUGUGGUAUACAGCCGAACACAGAAGACGAUCCUUCCCUUCCACAAAAUCCGAAAACAUGUGAUGCACGGUGGAACCUUUAUUGGUACCGCUGCCGAUUCACCUAGGAAAGGCGACGAGCAGCUCAUGAUUGUCUUUUAUGACAUCUUACUCCUCGAUGACAAGAUUUUGGCCAAGGAGCCACAAUCUGAGCGGAGGAAGGUACUCGAACGUAUCGUGAGGAACCUUGAUGGUGAAGCCCAAAUUGCAUAUCGUCAAAUCAUCAACUUCGGCGUUAGAGACGCCAAGGUGGAAUUGAGGGAAUUCUUCGAAUGCGCAAUUCUUCAAAGAUGGGAGGGACUUGUGCUCAAAGGCUGCCGUGAUCCUUACUUCUCCUGGGAAAGCUCCAAGAGGGUCAUCAAACUUAAGAAGGACUACAUCCACAACCUUGGCGAUACAGUUGACCUUUGUAUCAUUGGCGGUCGACGUAGUCAAAUCGUUGUCGAUCAACUUGGCAUCGGGCCUUUGUCCUGGACGACAUUCUACAUUGCAUGCAUCGAGAACAAGGAGCAGGUGCGUAGACACAACAAAAAGCCCGUGUUUCGCAUUAUCGACACAGUGUCUAUACAUGGAAUAUCGAAGGAUAACAUCCGGCACCUCAACGGUCUAGGGGAAUUUUUGCGCAUACCUUUCGCGGAUCAUCGAGCUCAUAUGGAAGUUCAGAACCAUCGAAAAAAUAUACAAGCCCCGACUGAUCUUUUCAAGUCGCCAAUUGUCGUUGACGUUAUGGGAGCAGGCUUCGAGAAGCCACAGAAUGCAGCAUAUUACGUAUUACGCUUCCCGCGGAUCGUGAAGUUGCAGAGGGAUAGGAGCUUCUUGGACUCCAGUACCUUCGCGGAUUUGCAAGAGCAUGCCGAUAGAAGCAUGAAGGUCUCCUUGGACAACGAUGAACAGCAAGAGGAGGGGUGGAUCGAGCGCCUCAUCGCUGCCGAUGGGAAGAAUGCCAUUGAGGCUGAGGGGAACCAGUCUCAGACUACGGCCAGUCCAGUGCAGAGCACGCCCGGG
Molecule: messenger RNA, 2061 nt
Organism: Exophiala viscosa
Lineage: Eukaryota; Fungi; Ascomycota; Eurotiomycetes; Chaetothyriales; Herpotrichiellaceae
Product: DNA ligase
Exons: 1
Biological process (GO): nucleotide-excision repair, DNA gap filling; double-strand break repair via nonhomologous end joining; DNA recombination
Cellular component (GO): DNA ligase IV complex
Molecular function (GO): DNA ligase (ATP) activity; ATP binding; DNA binding
Source: RefSeq, a predicted model, not a curated record